Molecule: messenger RNA, 2437 nt
Organism: Selaginella moellendorffii
Lineage: Eukaryota; Viridiplantae; Streptophyta; Lycopodiopsida; Selaginellales; Selaginellaceae
Product: calponin homology domain-containing protein DDB_G0272472
Exons: 3
Coding region: 54-2126 (690 amino acids)
Biological process (GO): protein phosphorylation
Molecular function (GO): ATP binding; protein kinase activity
Source: RefSeq, a predicted model, not a curated record
UUGGUGCAGCUGGACCAGGGGCAGCGGCGGCGAUUGGGUUUAAGCUCUUGAAAAUGGAUGACGCAUUAGAGGCAAUUAACAAGUGGGUAGAUCAGGGCUAUAUUGUAGAUGAGAAGAAGAUCAUGGCGCUGACAAUGUAUCUCACAGAAGGCCCUGGUAAGCUCCAGCCACAGGAGUACUGCACUGAGCAGCCAAAGCCAACCUUGAUGGCAUCUGCAGCUGAAUGGUGGAAACAGAAUCGAGCGGAGUGGAAGCAGCAGAAAUUGGAGUUUGAGAAAGAGUUUCAGAGAAGGAAAUUGGAGUUUGAGAAAGAGUUUCAGAGAAGGAAAUUGGAGUUCGAGAAAGAGUUUCAGAGAAGGAAAUUGGAGUUUGAGAAAGAGUUAUUGGAGUUAAAGAAAGGGAAAUUGGAGUUUGAGAAAGAGUUUCAGAGAAGGAAAUUGGAGUUUGAGAAAGAGUUAUUGGAGUUAAAGAAAGGGAAAUUCGAGUUGGAGUUGGAUAAGAAAAGAAUGGAAAAAGAAGAAGAGGAGAGGAGGAGGAUAGAAACAGUCAUAAAAAAUGCUCAUACCAUUUCCGACAUGGAGAAGUUCUCUGACAGUGAAGCUGCUGACUUCAACAAGCUUGUGCUGGAUAAGUGGAAUCCUUUGCAUCAACUCCUGCGUGGCAAUACUGAUUUGCAUGCAAUACGGUGGAGAUCAUUUCUGCCCAAGCAGCUCGUUGCAUCAGAGUUCCAUAGGAGCCAAACCACGUUUGGAGGUCGAUAUGUGCUCGACAAACUCAACCAAGAGGGAAUCCAAAAAGGCUGGGACCAGAUCAAAAGAGAUGUUUGUGCAGACUAUAAGGGAAGAGGCUUUGAACAUUUACAAGUUUCAUAUCUGGAAGCUACGGAGCCUGAUCAGCUUGGGAAGAGCAUGUAUGCCUGUGAUGAGACUUACGCAAAGGUCAGAGUCAAACACUACGCUGCCUAUGGCGUUUGUUUUGCAGCGCUGUUGGAAAGUAUCUUUCGGGUCCUUGACAAAGACAAAGGUCUGCCUACAAUUUCGUUGAAGGUUCUGGCCCCAGUUCACACAUCAAACGGGAAGCUAGAGGUUGAAGUCGAAAGGUCGAGUUUGAGGUGCAAGUUCCUAAUAGAGAUGAAGAAUCUGAAGCGGCAGGGUGAUGACAUUCAGGAGGAGACCAGGGCGAAGAAAAACAGGGUGUUGUUGUCUGACCAGAAAAGCAACGAAAGUGAGGAGAACAAAACCAUAAGCAAGAAAAAGCAACCUAUUGUUCUCAGCGACAAUAAUCAGAGUGAGCCUCUGCAAAAGGCUCGAGGCCAAAUUGGCGAAGUUCACGUGGAAAGGCAAUUUCAACAGGUUCAGAGCGGGUUUGUCAACGGCGUGCAUGUUACAAUCGUCCGCCGAACUUACUCCACCAAAUCCGAAGAUCAUUUCAACGCCAGCCGGGUACUGAAAAUCUUGGAGAGUAGCGACAUAAAGAUAGGAGAGGCCAGGAGUUUAGAUAUGGAUUCAAGGGGCGUCGAUCAAGUCCUCAAAGAGCUAGUUAUUGCUCUGAUUAAAGCCGGGUUCCUGCCACAGAGUCUGCUUCAAUGUGAUGUUAGUGGUGCUGCAGGGUUGAGAGCAGAGAGAAUGGAAGUAAGUGUUGAUGAAGAACAGCUAGUUCAGCCGGUUAAGGCUGAGGUAGCUGAGGUAGAGCACCGGUAUCUAUUCCCCGUGACAAUCCAUGGAUCGGGAUUGAAAGCCUGGAUUAAAGCAGCAACAGUAGGUGACCGGUACAAGCAGGUUCAGCGAGAGCUUUUAAUUCGUCAGUAUCUGUGUCCAGAGGACUCUGUGAAGGCGAGGGCAGUAGUCUGGAGGGGGGUUCCGGCGUUACUCUUGGAAGAUGCGGGACAGAAAAUCAACACAGACAGGAUGACGCCUGAGGACGUUUUCAAUAUGACAAAGGCCAUUUAUAUGGUACUUUCUCAUGUGUAUGGUGAGCAUGGGAUUUUGCACAAUGAUGUUGCACCCCGCAACAUCUGCCAAGACGAAAAGGGAUGUUACCGACUUAUUGACUGGGGAUUAGCAAGCCGGCUUCCUGAUAUUGAUCAUCCCACAAAUAUACCUGAUUGGCUUUAUUCAGGUACUUAACUUUUUUUCUCGAGUUCGGUAACUGAUUGUUCUGUAUGCAGGUUCUUGCUUUUUCUCUGGAAGUCAAACUCCAAGAAUCCAUUCUGAUUUAGAAAGCUUGGUGUACGUGGCACUUGACUGUCUCCAUGUACCGUUGCCAUGGGUAAAUGCAGCCAAUGGUUCUGAUGUUAUUAAGAUCCGCAAAAGAUUCCGGAGCAACUUGAAUUCCUCAGUGUUGAACGCUUUAUAUCGACCACUGCUCAAAGCAUGGUUAGAAUUGGAGAUCUGAAUACUGCAUGAUUAUAAUAAAAACGUGAUGCUAUUUCAAGUCA